This is a messenger RNA of Dunckerocampus dactyliophorus (ringed pipefish), 1633 nucleotides long. RefSeq names its product NK2 transcription factor related, locus 9 (Drosophila) (gene nkx2-9). Lineage: Eukaryota; Metazoa; Chordata; Actinopteri; Syngnathiformes; Syngnathidae. Gene Ontology annotation, biological process: regulation of transcription by RNA polymerase II; cell differentiation. The record is from RefSeq and is a predicted model, not a curated record. Gene Ontology annotation, cellular component: nucleus. Bases 858 to 1454 code for a protein of 198 amino acids. Gene Ontology annotation, molecular function: RNA polymerase II cis-regulatory region sequence-specific DNA binding; DNA-binding transcription factor activity, RNA polymerase II-specific. The transcript has a single exon.
UGUACAGUAUGUGUGUUUAGGGCUCUAUGUGAUGUAUUUCUACAGAUGGAUAUAUCUUUUGGUAGAAAUGAUGGAGAUAUGGUUUUGAAUAGAGUUAUGUAUGCAGCGACAGACUAUAAAUGUUUGGGGGGGGGGCUGUAGCGUUCAUUUAUUUGCAUCGAGAAACUUGGAGGAACUCGUGGAGAGAUCAAAUAUUUUGCGUGAUUUACUUUUUACGGGAAAUGUUUUGUCAUCAUUUUACUUUGCUGUAGUUUUUAUGAUUUUUAAAAUAACUUUGAGUCAAGGGUGCCACUCUGAUAGUUUUAUGGAUUUUGGAUUUUUUUUUUGUAAAAUGGCUUUAAAAACCCCUCAGCUUUUUGCUCUAUGUAUUUAUUUAUUUAUUGAAACAUUUUUGCUGGAUUCUUUUGUUUAAUUUCAUUUCUACAACGUGCCAAAUGCCCCUCAGGCCGCACUUUGGACACCCCUGGUGUAAAUGAUUAGUAUUUAUUUUUAUUGUGAAGACUACUACUUUGUCUUACAUAAACUCCUUUACUAUUUUGGUAUUGCAUUAUGUGAAAUAUUUGAUUUCUUUGCUGUAUUUUUAUUUCAUGUAAUUGACGAACUCACUAUUUGAUUACAUCACAUAGAAUCAUUUCACAUUAGUUUAUUACAUUACAUUGACUCCCAUUUAUUUAGUUGUUUGUGUUUGUUUUAUUACUUAACAUCGACUCAUUUACUUUAUUUUAUUAAAGACUCAUGUACUCUUUCUUAUUAUGUGACACACUUUCAUUUUAUUUUACAAGUGACUCGAUUUACUGUAUUUUCUAAAGACUAUAUUACGUCGUUGACUUAUUUGACUGUAUUUUAAAACUGCUCUGAUGUUACAUAAUGACGUGCUUGUACUUCUUGCAGCCUGGGAUGAAGGCAGCGGCCUGGAGGCCUCCCCAGACUCCACCAAGCCGGACGACUCCUCCGCCGAACCCGAGCUUUCAGAGCCGGUGAAGAAGAGCAAGAAGCGCCGGGUGCUUUUCUCUAAGGCCCAAACCUUGGAGCUGGAGAGGCGCUUCCGCCAUCAGCGCUACCUGUCCGGCCCGGAGAGAGAGCAGCUUGCCCGCAUCCUCAGCCUGACGCCGACUCAAGUCAAGAUCUGGUUCCAGAACCACCGCUACAAGAUGAAGAGGGGCCGGACGGAAGGGGCGCUGCUCGACCUGGAGAUGGUGCACCCUCCGGUGUUGCGCCGGGUUGUCGUUCCGGUUCUGGUUCGGGAUGGGAAGCCCUUCCACGCCUGCUUGGAGAGAUCCGGCGGGUCGACGCACCCUCAGGCGGUCCACUUCCCCAUGGCCUACCAUUCCCUCCAGCAGUCCGCAGCCGUCGCUCUUCCUCCCCGGUACCAGCACUUUCAAAGCCCGGCAGCCUCCAGGUUGGCCUGGACGGACUUUUGGAGUGACUCGGUCCAGCUCGCUUCGUUCAAGUGAAGUCUCUCACGCACGAACUGCCCAGCAAAUGUUUGCCUGCAAACACGCAACUUAUAACUUGUAGGAAAAAAAGAUAUUUUGCACAUUUUUUUUGCAUAUUGUUGUAUAUUAUUUUUCAAAUGCUGUUGUAGAAUGUAGAUUUGUAUAUUCUAUCUGUUCUAUACUUAAUAUUGUGCACU